ACGUCCCUCCGACGAAAAGGUGGCCAGGGGACGAGUGCACAGCUGCCGAUGGGGAACCCGACGACCAACUCUUCUCUUGUCAACAGCCCUACAGGCAAUUAGAUCAGCCUGGCGUUGCCGGAACCGCCGGCAAGUCUUUGGUUGUAACCCGCCGCCUCGCUUCCGCGACCUGAGAGCCUCUCUUUUCCACUGUCAAGCCCCGCCAUCGGCCUGGCAUUCCAGAUGGCCUGGGUGUCCACGAUGCACUUGGCCAUCUUGGCUGUGGUGCUGGCCUCCGUCAUGCUGUCUCCCGUCGUUUUAAGGCUCUUUCGUCGUAAUAGAGAGAGCCGUCCCGACGGACUCCAGGUCGUCUCUGACCCCAAGGCUGCCAAAUUCGAAAUCGUCGCAGUCCACGGCCUCGGCGCUCACCCAGAGUACACAUGGACGUGCCAAGCUCCAGCGAAUUCGACAGACGCAGCCAGCGUACAGCGCGUUCACCUGCUCAAAGACCUUCUGCUGCCCGACUUCCCGGCUGCCAGAAUCCUAAGCUUUGCCCACAACUCAGACUGGCUCAUCAAUGCCCCCGUUAAAACGGCCCAGGAGAUCGGCUACAUGCUCCUGCAGCAGUUAAAAUGCCACCGAUCAAGGCAUCCGGUACGAUUCCGCGAAUGCCUCUAAGUUCACCCUCCGCCUCGCGACCAGACCCCCUCGCGACCACCCCCCACCUGCGCAUGAAGGCAUCGUCAACCUCGCCGUCACUCUGCAAUAGCUCGUCAGCCACCAAAUAAAAAGGCUUUAAAUUAAUUGACCUGCACCUCUAUGCAACUCUCCUCAUCACUAUCACUUUCAAUUAGCUCCACCUCGUUGUCGCUACUGUCGGUGUUGUUA
Microdochium trichocladiopsis is the source of this 867-nucleotide messenger RNA. RefSeq lists its product as uncharacterized. The record is from RefSeq and is a predicted model, not a curated record. The transcript has 2 exons. The coding region runs from base 223 to 657 and encodes 144 amino acids. NCBI's taxonomy places the organism in Eukaryota, Fungi, Ascomycota, Sordariomycetes, Xylariales, Microdochiaceae.